GUUCCAGUCAAUUCGACACAAUGAGCCGCUAUGGCCGCCCCACCCCCGACCCAGGCGCAUGCGCGGCGGCGCCGCUGCGCACCGGCAAGAUGGCGGCGUCCGCGCUGGGUUGGGCGCUGCGGGCCGCUCGGCAGGUUCUCCCCUCAGCGUGCAUGGCGCAAUCGCGGAGCUACUAUGUGGACUGGCGGAUGCUGCGGGAUGUGAAGAGGAGGAAGCUGGCAUAUGAGUACGCGGACGAGCGGCUGCGCAUCAACGCCAUCCGCAAGAACACCCUGCUGCCCAAGGAGCUGCAGGAAGUGGCUGAUAAAGAGAUUGCUGCCUUGCCCCGGGACAGCUGCCCUGUGAGGAUCCGAAAUCGCUGUGUCCUGACGUCACGCCCUCGGGGGGUGAAGCGGCGAUGGAGGCUCAGCAGAAUUGUGUUCCGGCAUUUUGCUGACCACGGUCAGAUGUCCGGGAUACAGAGGGCUAUGUGGUAGAUCACUGCACAGAUGUACACUCAGGCAGAAAACACAAAACAGGCUCAGUUUGUGUGUUUGAGUGAUUAAAGACUGUCUUAAGAGUCCAGCAAACUAAUAAGGGAAGGACAAGAAGCCACGCUGAUUAAAUUCACUUAACUGGACCGCGAUUGCUAUCACCUGACAGGAAGCAGCAAAACUGCACUAAGCUGCUCUGUAUGAGAAGCAGUUUUAGUUUGAAGGAAAAAAAAAACCCACUACCCAAUUGUUCCAGAAUUAAGCUGAGGUUUGUGAUGUGGGCAACAUUGGAAAUAAAGACAUACAGCAGAA
Columba livia (rock pigeon) is the source of this 785-nucleotide messenger RNA. RefSeq names its product mitochondrial ribosomal protein S14 (gene MRPS14). Gene Ontology annotation, cellular component: mitochondrial small ribosomal subunit; ribosome. Gene Ontology annotation, biological process: translation. Gene Ontology annotation, molecular function: structural constituent of ribosome. The record is from RefSeq and is a predicted model, not a curated record. NCBI's taxonomy places the organism in Eukaryota, Metazoa, Chordata, Aves, Columbiformes, Columbidae. The transcript has 3 exons. Bases 21 to 476 code for a protein of 151 amino acids.